CAUCAUGGGAGCCCCUUGUAGGUUGAUCGUUCAAAGUGAUUGGGAUCAAGUUUUGAGAGACAACGAAGGCAAGGCCUGGGUAACCUGGUGUAGGCAAGGCCAACAGAAAAUCCACAGUGAAAUUCAUACAGAAGGGUUAUCUACAUCAGGCCAACCUUAUGUUACUGCUUCUGAUAAUUUCAAUGUGGAAUGUAUAACAAAGAAAACCCUAACCCUUUCAUACACUGAUGUGAUGAGUUGUUACAGAUGCAACUUCCAAGCACCAAAUAUCACUUUUAACACAGUGCACAGGCCAAAGAAAAGUGUUAUCUGUGUUGAUGCAACCUCUGGAGAUUUAGCAGUGUCCAGUGAUACAGAGGGAAAGCUAAGGGUGUGGCAGACAGACACAGGAGAAGUUAGGAGAGACCUAACAGGCCACCUAGGUGAUGUGUAUACCUGCCGUUUCUUUCCUUCUGGACUGGUUGUCCUGUCUGGCGGGGCUGACAUGCAGCUCAAGAUCUGGUCUGUUGAAAAUGGACAGUGUGCAGCCACUCUCAGAGGUCAUACUCAGGGCAUAACAGAUACAGCCAUAGUGGAAAAAGGACGGAACAUCAUAUCGUGUUCUAGAGAUGGUACAGCAAAGCUGUGGGACUGUGGCCACUCUGCAUGCCUGGGGACUGUGUCAGACUUAGGGGGUGUGGUCAAUGGGUGUGCCCUAGGAGAACCGGAUAACAGGAUAGAACUGGGAGUGCCAGUAGAACAGCCAAGUGAACGUGAAGUGCUUACUGAAGGAAAGAUGCUUCUGCUGGCAGUGGAAAAUGGCACCUUGCAAGGUUUUGGGCUGCACAGUAGAAGUAAGAUCUUUGAGUAUAAGUGCACAGAUGCUGUUAAUUGCUGUAAUUUUCUGUCCACAACCACAGUUGUUUGUGGAACCCAAGAUUCCACCCUAAACUUACUCGACCUGAGGAAUACCAGCACACCGAUAAAAUGUUGGAAGGAACAAAGAGGAGCCGUUUUGUCACUUCUGCCCCAUAAACAAGGAUUCUUUUGCAGUACAGGUGAUGGAUCUUGUUUUUAUGUGGAUGAACAGCUUUCAACAAACUUAGAAUUAACUGGAUCAGAUUGUGAUCCAAUAUACAAGAUAGCACUUGACAGUACAAACUUGCUAACAGCAUGCCGAGAUGGAUCUGUGAGAAAAUACAAGCUUGGUUAAGAAAAGGUUAUGGAGUUACACAAGUUCACUUAUCAGGGGAAUUUAUAAACUUGUCUGAUCUCAAGGGCAUUAUUAUUCACUACAAAAUGUUUCAACUUUAGCUUUCCUGGAUAGUUUUAGCAAUUUAAGUGUUGGACAAAUUAUUAUUAUCAGAGAUGUAUUUAAUUCUUGAUAUAAAGCAGGAAAUCAAUAUUAUUUAAUGUUAUUGACACAUGUACAGCUCAACAGUUGUGAUUCUUAAAAGAAAUUAGAAAUAGGUCCGUGGAAUCAUGAUGCCCUUUGCCUUAAUACAUUUGUUGGAUCUUCAUUCAUGAGUUCAACAUUUUCUUCACUGAAUGCCUGUCUUUAAAAAAGCAUUUUUAUAAAUACUAAGUGAGAUUUAUUGUCACAACGUGCAUUAGGUUUCACUUAAGUUCAAGUCCGUUUUUGCAAGGUUACUGCCAAACAGCAUUCAUUUUAUGUUUAUACCACAAUGAUAUUCUUAUGUUCUAUCUUGUCAACAGCAGUAAUUCCUGAUAUCUCAGCAUGGGACACAUUUUCAGUUACUUUCACUUCCAGAGACCUGUCCAUUUAAUUGUCUUUACACAAUGCAUCACCUGGUAUGCAUGGACAAUGCUGUUUCUUCCUUCACAGAAUUUGGUUUCUCAUUUCACCUUGUUUUAUUGAAAAGUUGGUUUGUUAUCUGACUCAUCAUUGCCUUUGGAAACUGUUAAAUGCCAUUGUUUUGGAUGUGAGCCUUCCCUGAUGAUUGCAGCAUGGUUGGCAACAAAGAUUUUAUGCAGAUUUUAUAUUUUUUUGUUAUGUGUGAAUAGGUCGGCUUUGUUACCUAUUUGCUCAGCUGUGCUUAUGUAGCAUUUACUCUCAUCAUAAGGUAAUCCUAUUGGCCCACUCUUGCUAUAGCACUAAAUAAACCACUUGCACCAUUGGCUGGUUUUGGUUUGUAUUACAUGUUACUGUACAUUCGGUGGCAGUGGUGGGAUUCAUAAUCAUUGGGUCUGGACUAGUUACUGGUUUUUGGGUUUUGUAUUAGGACAAUCAUAGAUAAAAUUACCUUCUUUUCCACAACCGUAGCAUUUGGGCCUUCCUCUCUUCGCUGCCGUUGUGUUUUGCAUCUCAGAGAUUGUCACUUCUAGAUCAGCUACCUGUUGACUAAGAUCCUGAUACUUGUCCUAACUUGGACAUUCAUCAAAACUUCAUACAUAAAUGUAUCUUGAUCCCUUGUUGUGUAACUCAGUUGAGUGGAUUACUGAUUUUAUAACCAACACAUAAUUAUAAAAGGUGGUGCUUAUAAUAUGCCACCAAGAAAAGACUACGAUGUUGCAUCUUUUCUCCCCAGCGACUGCUGUAAAUAAUGAGAUUUUGACUCUGAUCCGGGUAUUUUAGGUUGUGCACAAUUUGGAAGACAUUGAAUGCUUAUUGCCACUGGCCAAAAGUGAUGUCCUUUGGUUUUUUCUGAUCUUUACUGAGGCCCAAUGAUUUCAGGAGAUUCGUUUCUGGUAGGUCAUCAGGCGCUUCCCAUUCAGACGUGUUGGAUGAGUUUGAAGUACGCGGAAUGAGCUCCUUGAAAGGAACAUGUUCCUGGUUCCAGAUUUUAUGACAUGUUUUUGCUAAGAUGGGCCAAAAGAAGAUUAGAGGCAAUCUGACCUUGCAAGUCAUCCUCAUCACUGUGGUCUGUGCUCCAUGUGAUUUGGUCCAUUGCGUGAGUCGAGGUGUGAUGAUUCAGUAAAGGGUGGGACAUUGUCCAUAGUUGGUAUGCAUUAAUUCCUGUAUUUGAUGUCUGACCUGCAGCAUCGGGCCGACUGUUGGGAAAGAGGGUGUAAAUUCUCACUCGCUGUGGGGCGGCACCUUGUGGUGUGAUGGUGUGUCCAGUUGUUCUGGCUCCUGCUGUAGCUCUCAGAUCUAGCGGUCUCUUUGGUGGGAGCUCAAGUCCUCCCUGAUACAUGUCCGAUGUUGUGGGUACCCGAGUUGGUUGACCUGGGUCUGUUGAGAUGGGUUUCCUUUCAGGAAGACCUGGAGAUCCUGUAUUCAUCCUGCAAUUUCUUGAGUUCUGAAAGAGAGGAAAGGGUAUGGUGACUCCCAUGGCAGAGAUUAAAACCCUGUCAACUUUUCUUUUAUGUAUGCAUGUAUCUAUCUAUCUAUCUAAAGACGUGUAUAUUCAUGCGGUAUUGUGGUGCUUGCACUUAGUCUUUUUUUCAUGCAAGAGCGUACCCCUGAUGGAACGAUAAUACUUUGUGGUGCCCCAGUGGUUUAGGUGGGUGCCAUCUAUGGUGAGCAUCUGUUUCCAUGGAGAGUUGCUCCGAUUUGGGGCCAGUAACUGGCCUUCUCUCUUUCUUGAAGCUUAUUUUUUAGAAUUCGAUUAGUCUUGUCUAUUGACUUGUUAAAAGUGAAUUCCUGUUGUUUUGUUGUGAUUCUGCCUCUUGGUGAUCAACAGCGAUGAAAAAAGCUGGCACCAGAUAAAGUGAAUUUAGGGGUUUAUGCAAUGGCAUUCCCGAAUCAGACGCAUUGAAAGUGUCUACUUACUUUUGAGUAAUCCUCUUCCAAAUUUCCUCUUUUGAUUUUUGAGUAACUGAGUUCGAUAGCUGAUAAAAAAGAGAAGGGUUGUAGGACACCUCCUCCACGAUGAUGCCUAUUUCCUUGUCUGAAAAACGACUGCGCUUUCUCAGAAAACCAACCGGCUCCUCCAUUGUGUCAGCUGAGCAAACGUUCACGGAGCACGAGCAUUUGUUGUUUUUUUUCUUGCCUCCGCGGCCCGAAGAGCAGUGUUUCGAGAUAACAGUGUUUACUUCUGGGCACGCCGUCGUGCGCUAACAGCGAAAAAAUUUGCGAAAGCUACGCAAAAAAAAAUUAGCGCAAUUGCGCAAACUGUGAAACAUUUCGUGAAAGCCGGCCCUGGUCUCUUUUGUUUUGGUCCUGGUCCACUAAGCUGACUACACAGUUGUAAUAAACAUUUGCUAAAAUCAA
Messenger RNA from Lingula anatina, 4153 nucleotides. RefSeq names its product proteasomal ATPase-associated factor 1. NCBI's taxonomy places the organism in Eukaryota, Metazoa, Brachiopoda, Lingulata, Lingulida, Lingulidae. The record is from RefSeq and is a predicted model, not a curated record. Gene Ontology annotation, molecular function: protein binding.